AUGCCUCUCUCGCCUGAGCAGAUCCAAAUCAUCAAGGCCACCGUGCCUGUGCUGCAAGAGCAUGGAACGACCAUCACCACGGUCUUCUAUAAGAACAUGCUCACAGCGCAUCCCGAGCUAAACAACGUCUUCAACUCGGCGCACCAAGCCACAGGCCACCAGCCCAAGGCGCUGGCCGGUUCGCUCUUCGCCUAUGCCUCCAACAUUGAUAACCUGGGCGCUCUUAGCCCCGCGGUGGAGCUCAUUUGCCACAAGCACGCCUCGCUGUACAUCAAGCCUGACGACUACAAGAUCGUCGGCAAGUUCCUCCUGGAAGCCAUGGGCCAGGUGCUGGGCGACGCGCUGACGCCGGAGAUCCUGGACGCCUGGGCGGCCGCGUACUGGCAGCUGGCGGACAUCAUGAUCGCGCGCGAGGACCAGCUGUACCAGGCCAGCGAGGGCUGGACGGAGUUCCGCGACUUCACGAUCGCGCAGAAGGUGGCCGAGUCGACCGAAAUCACCUCCUUCUACCUCAAGCCCGUGGACGGCAAGCCGCUGCCCGCCUUCCGCCCCGGCCAGUACAUCUCCGUGCAGGUGCACGUCCCUGAUCUCAACUCCGCGCAGGCGCGCCAGUACUCGCUCAGCGACAAGCCGCACGCCGACUACUACCGCAUCAGCGUCAAGAAGGAGACCGGGCUCAACCCGGCCCACCCGGGCUACGUCUCGAACCUGCUGCACGACUUCCACAAGGAAGGCGACACCAUCAAGGUCUCGCACCCCUACGGCGACUUCUUCCUGUCUGACGCCCAAGCGGCCUCCCCCGUGGUCCUCAUCUCUGCCGGCGUCGGCCUCACCCCGCUCACCUCCAUCCUGAACACCCUCACCGCGGACCCCGCUACCUCCCAGCGCAAGAUCCACUUCAUCCACGGCGCACGCACGUCGCAGGCCCGCGCCUUCAAGAAGCACGUCGACGCCCUCGCCCAGCAGCUGCCCAACCUCCAGUCGACCUUCUUCACCAGCAGCCCCGCGCAGGACGACAAGAAGGGCGAGGACUACCACCACGCUGGGCGGGUGGAUCUGAGCGUCUUCGCUGACGCGGACCUGUUCCUGGACAAUGCGGCCGCGGAGUACUACGUCUGCGGGCCGGAUCUGUUCAUGACGGAUAUGCUCAAGAACCUCACGGCGAAGGGAGUCAGCGAGGACCGCGUGAAGCUGGAGUUGUUUGGCACCGGUGGUGUGCCUCAUGCUUGA
This is a messenger RNA of Aspergillus clavatus NRRL 1, 1230 nucleotides long. RefSeq names its product flavohemoprotein (gene fhpA). The record is from RefSeq and is a predicted model, not a curated record. Bases 1 to 1230 code for a protein of 409 amino acids. Gene Ontology annotation, cellular component: intracellular anatomical structure. The transcript has a single exon. Gene Ontology annotation, molecular function: nitric oxide dioxygenase [NAD(P)H] activity; FAD binding; heme binding. Lineage: Eukaryota; Fungi; Ascomycota; Eurotiomycetes; Eurotiales; Aspergillaceae. Gene Ontology annotation, biological process: cellular response to nitrosative stress; nitric oxide catabolic process.